AUGUCUCUCCAAAAGAAUGGAUCAGAAUAUGCUCACAAAAAAGGGAUUAGAAGAGCAACUAUCAAUACUUUUGGUUAUAUUGCCAAAGCCAUAGGACCCUAAGAUGUUUUGUCUACUCUUUUAAAUAAUCUUAAAGUUUAAGAAAGAUAACUUCGUGUUUGUACUACUGUGGCUAUUGCAAUUGUAGCAGAAACAUGCGGUCCUUUUACUGUUUUACCUGCUCUAAUGAAUGAGUAUAGAGUUAGAGAAUUAAAUGUGUAAAAUGGUGUUUUAAAGUCAUUAUCUUUUAUGUUUGAAUACAUAGGACCAACUGCGUAUUCUUAUAUUAAUUCAGUUAUUCCAUUAUUAAUUGAUGCUUUGACUGAUAGAGAUCUUGUUCAUAGAUAAACUGCCUCAUCAGCUGUUAAACAUUUAGCUCUUGGAGUCCAAUGCUUAGGAUGCGAAGAACAACUUAUGCAUUUAUUGAAUCAUGUUUGGCCAAACAUAUUCGAAACAUCACCUCAUGUUAUUAAUGCUGUUAUGGAAGCCAUUGAAGGAAUGAGAGUCAGUCUUGGACCAGGCAAUAUUUUACUUUAUGCAUUAUAAGGCCUGUAUCAUCCUGCAAGAAGGGUGAGAUUGAUAUAUUGGAGAAUUUAUAACAUGAUAUAUGUUGGCAGUUCUGAUGCUUGUGUCGCAUUCUACCCAACCUUUCCUAAUGAUCAGUAUAAUUCUUAUGAGAAAUACGAAUUAAAUCUAACAUUAUGAGUGUUGAAAAUAUUUGAAAUAAUAUAUAUUAAAUUAUCAUAACAUAUUA
Paramecium tetraurelia is the source of this 793-nucleotide messenger RNA. RefSeq lists its product as uncharacterized. The record is from RefSeq and is a predicted model, not a curated record. Gene Ontology annotation, cellular component: U2-type prespliceosome; catalytic step 2 spliceosome; U12-type spliceosomal complex. Gene Ontology annotation, molecular function: mRNA binding. Lineage: Eukaryota; Ciliophora; Oligohymenophorea; Peniculida; Parameciidae. Gene Ontology annotation, biological process: spliceosomal complex assembly. The transcript is spliced from 3 exons.